Molecule: messenger RNA, 550 nt
Organism: Aspergillus versicolor CBS 583.65
Lineage: Eukaryota; Fungi; Ascomycota; Eurotiomycetes; Eurotiales; Aspergillaceae
Exons: 2
Coding region: 155-379 (74 amino acids)
Source: RefSeq, a predicted model, not a curated record
GUGAUAAUGGCAACUGCCGUUAUGGAACUUGAGUCUUUCUUGCAAUAAUAGCGGUUGAUGGGAUCAGACAUCCCGUGCUGAAGAGAGAUCGUGAAUUGGCGUGUGGAUUGGCAGCGGGGUGUCCUCUUGACAGUUUCCAGAUCGUUAAAAUUUAAUGUCUCAAUACGGCCCGACACAGCGGAAAGUGUCGUCAGAACGGCCCAUUGCCUUCUGUUUUAGGGAUUUCGACAAAAUAUUUAGUCACAGUCUGUACCUCAAUCCCAGCCUCGGUUUUAGACGAACAGUCAAUGCUCGGUGCGUUGUUGGUGUUCUCCAGUUGCAAAUAAUAACGGUGGUAUCUCACAGGCACAACGGACUAGCAAUAUCAAAACGAAAAUAAGUAGGUACCCGAAAGGCGCAUUUGGAGCAGAUAUUUAAGUCUCAAAAAAACGCUGACAUUGGGAGUCGAGACAGAAGUAGGUGAUGGCGGCCGCAAUGCAAUUCACAGACAAGCGAAAGAAAAGCAACGACAUUAGUUUAAUUGAGGGGAAUUCUGCAAAGACGGCUCAGG